AUGGGAGAAGAGGUGGAUGACGCAUCUUCGCCGUCCAGCAGUCGCGGUCGCGUCUUUCUUCACAUCCGAGAUUGGAUAGAAGCACACAAAAGGGGGAUUUCUUCCGCGCUUUAUCUGACGGCUGGUCUGUCGCUCUGGAUACUCAAACGCAGCGUUCAAGAUUACCGAGUGAACCGAAUUCGACGCGUAGAGGAUGUGCCUGAAUCCCUUUUCAAGCGCAAGGCGAAAUUGAGCGGAGUCGUUGCCUCCGUCGACCUCUCCUCAGGGGUGCUUUUUUUCUACCAUGUCCCUCUUCUUCAUCGUCUCCUUCGGUUUUUCCUGCCGAUUCCCCUUCUCGUUCCUCGGGCUUCCUCCUCGCUCCACGUGGUCUCCCCUCGCAAGAGAGACUGUUACUCUUCUGGAGACCCGGGCGGUAUUUCGACCGUCAAGCUAACUUCUGUGCCUUUUUCGUCUUCGACGUCUUCUCUUCUGCCUCUCUGUCUCCACAGUGUUGAUGUUGUUCCUCUACGGAAAGACCGCGGGUCAGCUUCAGAACAGAGUAUCGCACGAGGACACAGAGGGACACAAGACGCUUUCUCUUCGUACCACGAGGGAGACCGAGGCGGAGAGAGGGGAGGAUGUGCUGUCGCCAGGAGAGAGCCAGGCGACCGGAGGAAUGCCGUUGAUACCAUGCAUGCGCUGAAAACGUUCCUAGACGAGGAAAUCCUCCAACAGCCUGUCUCUGUCACCCUUAUCGACAGAGACGUGAAACGGCGAGAAGUGAACUCCAGUGAACAAGAGCAUGAAAGGGAAGGUGGACGCAGGGGAAGGGAACCGACGGACCCGGAGCAGAGGGGCGGCAAGUUAGGAAGCUCAGGAGGCAACCAGCCGAUGCACAAGGACGAAAUGGAAGGACCAGAGACAGGCAAGGUUGCGAAGAAUGCGCCAUGGUUUAACUCUCUGCGCUUCUGUGUUAGACGUCAUCACUUUGACAAUUUGUUUCCGUCGUCUCCUCUUCGCGUCCGACUGCAAUUUGCGAAGAAAAAUAUCUUUGAUAUUCGCCGCUAUGACCUCGAGGAAGAGCUGCUGCGCCAGGGGUUUGCGGUCGUUGCUCACGAGAGGCUUAGAGAGGAAGAACAACAGAACAUGACGGCCCAGCGCGGCUUCUCGUCGUUGUUACCCUUCAGACGCUGGCGCGCAAAGCAGCGAAUUAGAAAGGUACAAGGCAGACACAGCGGAUGA
Neospora caninum is the source of this 1221-nucleotide messenger RNA. RefSeq lists its product as hypothetical. The transcript has 3 exons. Bases 1 to 1221 code for a protein of 406 amino acids. The record is from RefSeq and is a predicted model, not a curated record. Lineage: Eukaryota; Apicomplexa; Conoidasida; Eucoccidiorida; Sarcocystidae.